AUGAAGUUCACCAUCUCCGCCGCUGUUCUGGCUCUCGCCGCCACCGUCGCUGCCAUGCCCAGCAAGCCCGAAGCCAACGGCAACCUUGGUGUCGGCAACGGCAACGGCAACAAGGGCAACAGCGAUGUCCGCUUCCCCGUCCCUGACGAUGUGACCGUCAAGCAGGCCUCCGCCAAGUGUGGUGACCAGGCUCAGCUGUCUUGCUGCAACAAGGCCACCUACGCCGGUGACACCACCACCAUCGACGACGGUAUCCUCGCUGGUACCCUCGGCAACCUCCUUGGUACUGGUUCCGGCUCUGAGGGUCUCGGUCUCUUCGACCAGUGCUCCAAGCUCGAUCUCCAGAUCCCCAUCAUUGGCAUCCCUCUCCAGGAUCUUGUCAACCAGCAGUGCAAGCAGAACAUCGCCUGUUGCCAGGGCUCCCCCUCGGACGCCAGCGACUCUCUCAUCGGCGUUGCCCUGCCCUGCAUUGCCCUCGGCUCUAUCUUGUAA
Aspergillus japonicus CBS 114.51 is the source of this 492-nucleotide messenger RNA. Its product is annotated as hydrophobin family protein. The transcript has 3 exons. Lineage: Eukaryota; Fungi; Ascomycota; Eurotiomycetes; Eurotiales; Aspergillaceae. Bases 1 to 492 code for a protein of 163 amino acids. The record is from RefSeq and is a predicted model, not a curated record. Gene Ontology annotation, molecular function: structural constituent of cell wall. Gene Ontology annotation, cellular component: fungal-type cell wall.